Messenger RNA from Anarrhichthys ocellatus (wolf-eel), 1092 nucleotides. Its product is annotated as claudin-4-like. Bases 122 to 745 code for a protein of 207 amino acids. Gene Ontology annotation, cellular component: bicellular tight junction; membrane. Gene Ontology annotation, molecular function: structural molecule activity. The record is from RefSeq and is a predicted model, not a curated record. The transcript has a single exon. Lineage: Eukaryota; Metazoa; Chordata; Actinopteri; Perciformes; Anarhichadidae.
ACCCAGACAUUUACUCUUGGAGAUCUCUCGAGCAAGACUUCACUGACUUCCAGAGACACAUUUGUACCAUUUUUCCUUUCUUUUGUUUGGGACCACUUAGCAAGAAGCUACCUGAGGCGACAUGGUGUCUGCCGGCUUUCAGAUCCUGGGCACCGCCCUGUGCAUUAUCGGCUGGAUCGGGACGAUCGUCGUCUGCGCCCUCCCCAUGUGGAAGGUGACGGCAUUCAUCGGCAGUAGCAUCGUCACUGCUCAGACCACCUGGGAGGGCAUCUGGAUGAACUGCGUGGUCCAGAGCACAGGCCAGAUGCAGUGCAAGGUCUACGAUUCAAUGCUGAACCUCUCCACGGACCUCCAGGCCGCCCGCGCCCUCACCAUCAUCGCCAUCAUGCUCGGCGUCGUAGCCAUCCUCCUCUCCCUCGCGGGGGGCAAGUGCACCAACUGUGUGGAAGAUGAGGCGUCCAAAGCCAAGAUCGGCAUAGCGUCCGGUGUGCUCUUCAUCCUCACCGGCAUUAUGUGCCUCAUCCCUGUGUGCUGGACGGCAAAUACCAUCAUUAGGGACUUCUACAACCCGAUGCUGGGGAGCUCUCUGAAGAAGGAGCUCGGAGCUGCGCUCUUCAUCGGCUGGGGGGCCUCAGCCAUCCUCAUCCUGGGUGGUGCGCUCCUCUGUGCCAACUGCCCUCCCAAGGAUAACUACGGUGCCAAGUACUCUGCCGCCCGUCCAAACGCGCCCAAGGACUUUGUCUGAGGGAGUAAGAGCCAAAGAGACUGGGGAGAGAAAAAAAAGACUUGAGUCAAAUGCUUUGCGGUCCAUGAAAUGGAUUCAUGUUGCAUUUGAAUUUCACAGGGAUGUUAUUGUGCUCAGUUUAGUUUGAUGUGUUCAUGUUGACUUACAGCACUUCAAGGUUUGUCUCAUCAGUGCCAAGAGGAUAUGUGCACCCCGCCCAAACCAUGUGGACUGAGUGAUGCAUGCUUAAUCAGUGGGAGUGAAAAACGUGUAUGCAUCUUUAUAUAUAUUGGAUUGCCAUUUUCAUUUUAUUUCAAAAUGUGUAUCAUAUGUGACUGUCUGAAACUGUAAAUAAAGAUUGUUUUUUA